This is a messenger RNA of Anopheles cruzii, 1304 nucleotides long. RefSeq lists its product as uncharacterized. The coding region runs from base 1 to 1242 and encodes 413 amino acids. NCBI's taxonomy places the organism in Eukaryota, Metazoa, Arthropoda, Insecta, Diptera, Culicidae. Gene Ontology annotation, cellular component: nucleus. Gene Ontology annotation, molecular function: transcription cis-regulatory region binding; DNA-binding transcription factor activity, RNA polymerase II-specific. The record is from RefSeq and is a predicted model, not a curated record. Gene Ontology annotation, biological process: regulation of transcription by RNA polymerase II. The transcript has a single exon.
AUGGACAUCCCGGAGACUGCGCCAGUUACCGUUAAAGUCUACUUGUCUCGUGAAGAAAUUCUGGGCAAAAAGUUGUACAGCUGCUUGAUCGAGAACUGCGCCGCGGUGUUUCACAAUCCGUCUCACUUGCAGAUGCACACUGUACGGCGUCACAAAACUGCUGCCAAGCUGGAACCGACGACAAAAGACUCUGUGAACGUGAACAAACAUUUCUACUGUCCUUGGCAGAACUGUCUCUACUUUCAGACGCCUUUGGGGCCGCCGAAUGAUGCACGGCACUUUCUUUCGUUUCGAAGUCUAAAGCAACACGCGCUGAAGGUUCACGAAGCGCGAACGUUUGUCUGUACGGACUGCGGUAAAUCAUUCGCCACGCUUUACUUUUUGAAGCAUCAUCAACAAUCGUGCGGCAAAUCUUUUAUCUGCGCACACUGCCCGUCGGACUUUGGCUCGAGAGAAGCGUUGCUUACACACGCCAAGAGAAAACGGCACGGCUAUGAGGAGUUGCUAGCUACGAAGGUACCGCGAGGAGCUAACGUGAAUUCUCAGAUCCACAAUGACGUUACCAUGCCACCAAAAGCCAAUGAGAAUAAGGCCGUUAGCACCGCCACACAGACCAACGUGGAUGUUACGACGUACCAGGAUCAAGCAACACAAACGGUGGAAUCGUUCAAACAGCCACCAAACCUCGUUUCGUAUGAUAAAUCCGUGAUGAUAGAUACACCGGUAGACACGGCAGACCUGUACCGUGUGGACAGUGGAACAUCGUCCCUUCCCUACGCAUUCCUUAGCGCGCAGCAUCUUAUCGGUGCGAGCGAGUUUCCGACGAUCCCCGUCGUGUGCACCGAAACGCAGACAGAUUUCAUCGAUCUCAUGCUGGCGAAUGCAGCCGAAAACCGUCACGACCCACUCCUUUCGCACACGCACAUGUGCACCCAAACCGGGUCUGACGAACCGGGACUGUUCUCUGAUCUGGGCCUGUCCACGAUCGAAACCCAAACCUGCUGGAGUGAAGAUGGCGACGGCGAAACGUUCGGCGACUUUCUCGUGUCGACGGAAACGCAAACUAAUUUCGAUAUCGAUAGUUUCGACUGCACCGGCAGUUACUGCCCGAGAGCGGGCACUGGUGACCGGAACGAGGCGCCACCGAAAUGCAAGCAAACGCAAGCGCCAGCUAAUUGUAGCGAUUUUCUUAACGAUGGGGACACUCUCGAUAGCUCCAGCCCGUCGUCGCAAACCUCAUGAUGUUCGGUGGCGUGUUACGACGAUGAGAAGUUUCGCUUCCCGUUUUAGGAUCUCGUCCUGAG